This is a messenger RNA of Dendronephthya gigantea, 1763 nucleotides long. RefSeq lists its product as uncharacterized. Gene Ontology annotation, molecular function: protein binding. NCBI's taxonomy places the organism in Eukaryota, Metazoa, Cnidaria, Anthozoa, Malacalcyonacea, Nephtheidae. The coding region runs from base 247 to 1317 and encodes 356 amino acids. The record is from RefSeq and is a predicted model, not a curated record. The transcript has 2 exons.
UUCCGUGUGGGCCGCUUUUAGACGCAUUUUGAUGGACAUUAACAUAUAAUCAUAUAGUGUCCGUGAAUAGUUUAAGUUAAAAGGUUUUAUUACAGACAAAAGCUUUCACUUUAUCGAAGUUUCAAACGGUGCCAGGUACGAGGAGGCUAAACAUUUCUGGUAUUGACCCAAAUUUACAUUCAGAUAUUGAGCUUAGUGUGCUUUCUUUGUAAAAGGCAUUUAUAAUUUGCAAUAAUUACUCGAGAUAUGAGCUCUCCUGAAGCAAUGUCGCAGGCAAGAAGUCAUAAACAAGCCGCUUACAAACCGCGAAUUUUGAAGGAAGGCUUCGUCGAGAAGAAGAGUAGGGUGUUAAAGAAAUGGCGAAAACGAUACUUCAAAAUAAACGGCGAAGUUUUGUGCUUUUUCAAGAAGGAAGAACACACAGACAAGAAGCGUCCGAUGGGUCGGAUAUUUCUCGCCGACAUCCUCGCGGUCGGCAAGUAUUUCUCAAAGGCAAAAAGCAAGGAUCAUUGUUUUAGCAUCGAUACAAAAUCGGGGAAGACGCACAUUAUGAACUGCGAAUCGCCUGAGGAACGAGACGCUUGGAUUUUAAUUGUGAAUUUCGCAAAAGAUGACUUCUUCAAAGCAGAAGAGGAAGAUCCAGUUCGUAGACGGAGCGUGAGAUUGAACGGCGAUCUAAAACGAAUUAAAUUGUUCAAAGAUCCCACGAAGGGCAUUGGUGUUCGGAUUAAAAGCGUAAACGGGUGUGUAUUUGUUACCCGAAUUGUUGAAGAUGGCCCUGUAGCAGAAACGGGUGUACUUCGUCCAGGAGACCAACUCUUGGAUGUAGAUGGUGUUAACAUGAGUAAUAUGACAAUUGAACAAGUCAGUGAGGUUCUUAAAGCAGCUCCAAUUCUUAUGACCUGCACCGUAAAACCAGCAAACCACUUUAAAUAUGCCGCCGCAGAACCAACGCAAGCAGCGAAAAGCAGCUACGCCGAGAUUGACAUAGAUGCUCUAGCGAUAGAAGAUCCUAACGCCAACCAUGAAGUGGAGAAAAUUGACGCAGGGUAUGAGGACGACCAGUCAAGCACAGGAAGUUAUGUCAUAAUGCCAUCAGAUGAAGAACUUGAGGAUGGACAUCUCUAUGAUAAACCUGAAGCAGACCAUUCUAGAGAUAUGGAAACAGAUGAAUCGGAAUAUAUGAAUAUGCCAAACCACGAGGAAGAGAAACCAUCUAUCCUGCCACCAAGGGCAGUGCAACCAGAGCAAAAACGUAAUCUCCCAGCCGGGCAAAGGAACUAUCUAGAGUUGUGUUUUGAUGAUGAUGAGUCAUAAUCUAUUUAUAGAACACAGCAUUACGCCCUCAGAAACUGUCAUAGUUAGUCUGUGAAUAAGAAGUUACAUGCCAAAUGCUAGGUAUGCAGAAAUAUUCAUAAAACAAUAAUUCCAACGCAUAAUUUCCCAGUGAACACCCAAUACAAACUCCUAGAACUAGCCAUUGUCCGUAAAACCUUAGACGUGAAAUUUUGCAGUUUCUAAUUAUUCAAAUAUGUCAAAAAAUUUAUUUGUUAUUUUUGUGAAAUACACUUAUUUUAUAGCACUUUUGUAUAUAGGAAGAGAUGAAAAAAGAGAAUUUUUGUAUAUUUGUGGUAUUUUUCACAAAUUAGUUGUUUCAGCAUGUUCACGAGAAGAAGCCAAGCAAUAUUAAAUUUGCAUUUGGGCACCUGCUCCCAUCUUAUCAAUAAAAGAGUGGCCAAUCAAAUUGGUCUGGCUGGCAAAUC